UAUCUCGCAGGGUGGGGAGGACCUGGCUCCUGCUGCAUUUUGGCGAUAAAUCCUUCUCAAUGCUCCCUAGUUCACCCCAUGCCCCCACCGGGCCCUGCAAGACCCAUGAAGGGACCCUGGAGCCUUUACCCGCCGGGCAAAGGGGGUGCUGGAAAUAGCAGGCAUGGCAGUGGCAGCCGGGUGCUCGGGGCCGCGCACCUGAGGGCCGCCUGCAUGGAGAACGCCACGGUGCCGCCGGCAGUCGACGUGGACAAGGGCUUUGCCAUGGCCUUUGUGGUGCUCAUGUGCCUCUUCCUCCUGGCCAUGAUGGUGCGGUGCGCCAAGCUCAUCGUGGAUCCUUACAGUGCCAUCCCUACCUCCACCUGGGAAGAGGAGCAGAUCAACUGAGGACCCCCGACACCCCCAGGGACCACAGCUCCCCAGCAUACCCCACAGCCCUCCCUCACCACAGGGUGCUCCAGGGCAGCCCAGGGACCUCCAACAACCCCCAGUCCCCCAGCACCCCCAGCACUGCAGAUCUCCCAGUCCCCCCAGAACCACCCAGCACCCCAGGUCCCUCCAGCACUGUGGAGGACCCAGGACCCCUAGAGCUGCCCAUCGCCCCCCAAAGCCCCCCAGUACCCUCAGAGCUCUCCAUCACCCCCAGCACCUCAGCCCUGCCCCC
Molecule: messenger RNA, 664 nt
Organism: Harpia harpyja (harpy eagle)
Lineage: Eukaryota; Metazoa; Chordata; Aves; Accipitriformes; Accipitridae
Gene: CTXND2
Product: cortexin domain containing 2
Exons: 2
Coding region: 79-387 (102 amino acids)
Source: RefSeq, a predicted model, not a curated record